AUGCAGAAGGAAGAUGCUCAUAAUGCGGAGGGAGGAACUGAAGAAAUUCCUGAAAUUCAUGCCCAUGGUCUCGGGUUGUCUGUGAAGAGGCAGUUCAGGACAUCUGCUGAGAAGAAACUUGACAACUUGAAACUUGAAGCCUGCUACAGUAGAUCUGAUGACAUCUCCACAGUCUUGUUCUCCACUCCUAAUGGGCUCUUUCUCGACUCCAUCUUCACGGUAGCGGCCGCUGAUCCCGUGGUUCUGUCGCAGCUAUUUGUCCGCGCCCAGGAGCUCCGCACCCUUGAGGUGACCGGCCAGGAGAAGAUCGCUCAGAUCAAGGCUCGUGUCCCCUCCCUGGAGGGUAUCGUCCUGGAAGAUCAGGUCCUGCUCCUGGCAGGCAUGCCACUGGAGGAUGAUGCUACCCUCGGCCAGUGUGGGGUGGAGGCCCUGGCUACCCUGCAGAUAGUCGGCCGCCUACCUAGAGGUAAAGUCCAUGGAUCCUUGGCCCAUGAUGGAAAAGUGAGAAGUCAGACUCCCAAGGUGGCCAAACAGAAGAAGAAGAAGACUGGCCUGGCCAAGGGGUGGAUGCAGUACAACCCAUGCUUUGUCAAUGUUGUGCUCACCUUUGGCAACAAGAAGGACCGCAAUGCAAACUCUUAAGUCUUAUGUAAUCUUGGCUUUCUGUAAUAAAGCUACUUCGCCCAU
Molecule: messenger RNA, 687 nt
Organism: Dipodomys spectabilis (banner-tailed kangaroo rat)
Lineage: Eukaryota; Metazoa; Chordata; Mammalia; Rodentia; Heteromyidae
Exons: 3
Coding region: 1-642 (213 amino acids)
Biological process (GO): translation
Cellular component (GO): cytosolic small ribosomal subunit; ribosome
Molecular function (GO): structural constituent of ribosome; protein binding
Source: RefSeq, a predicted model, not a curated record